This is a messenger RNA of Nicrophorus vespilloides, 1672 nucleotides long. Its product is annotated as semaphorin-2A. Lineage: Eukaryota; Metazoa; Arthropoda; Insecta; Coleoptera; Silphidae. Gene Ontology annotation, molecular function: chemorepellent activity; semaphorin receptor binding. Gene Ontology annotation, biological process: neural crest cell migration; semaphorin-plexin signaling pathway; positive regulation of cell migration. The record is from RefSeq and is a predicted model, not a curated record.
AACCGAACUUCGUGGGUUCCUUCGAGAUCGGAGAGUACGUGUUUUUCUUCUUCAGAGAGACCGCAGUCGAGUACAUCAACUGCGGCAAAAGCGUUUACUCGAGAGUGGCGCGCGUCUGCAAGAAGGAUACCGGCGGUAAGAACAUCCUCGCGCAAAACUGGGCCACCUACCUGAAGGCCCGUCUCAACUGCUCCAUCCCCGGCGAGUUUCCCUUCUACUUCAACGAAAUCCAAUCCAUCUACAAAGUACCAGGAGACGACAACAAAUUCUACGGCACCUUCACCACGUCCACGAACGGCCUCAUGGGUUCAGCCAUCUGCUCCUUCAAGUUAGAGGAUAUCCAAGUCGCGUUCAACGGGAAGUUCAAGGAGCAAGCUACGUCCUCUUCGGCGUGGCUUCCAGUUCUUUCGAAUCGUGUACCAGAACCGCGUCCGGGAACUUGCGUCAACGAUACCGAAACCCUUCCCGACACCGUCCUCAACUUCAUCAGAUCUCAUCCCCUCAUGGAUUCCGCUGUGAUGCACGAGAACGAGAAACCCGUCUUCUUCAAGAGAGAUCUGUUCUUUACGAGACUCGUGGUGGACAAGAUCAAAGUGGACAUCGGCGGCGCCGUCCUCGAUUACACUGUUUACUACGCAGGAACGAGUGAUGGUCGUGUACACAAGAUCGUUCAGUGGGCUAACAAGAACGAGGAAUCGAACUCUAUCCUUCUGGACGUGUUCGAUGUCACGCCCGGCGAAGCGAUCCAAGUGAUGGAAAUUUCCAAAGUGCACAAAGCCCUGUACGUCGCCUCCGACCAUCGCGUCAAACAGAUCGAUCUGGUGAUGUGCAAUCGCCGUUACGAUAAUUGCCUUAGGUGCGUCCACGAUCCUUACUGCGGAUGGGACAAAGACUCCAACGUCUGCAAACCGUACUCACCUGGACUUCUUCAAGAUGUUUCCAACAGCACGAUAGACGUGUGCGACAGCAGCGUCGUCAAGAAGAAGAUGGUAGUGACUUGGGGCCAAAGUCUUCAUUUGGGCUGCUUCUUGAAGAUGCCCGCAGUCCUCGCCUCGCAAACCAUCACCUGGUACCACUAUUCCAAGGAGAAGGGACCGUACAAGAUCGUCUUCAGACCGGACAAAUACAUCGAAACCUCAGAGCACGGACUGGUGAUCAUUGCAGUGACGGAAGCGGACGCUGGUCGGUACGAUUGCAUGAUGGGAGCAUCGCUUCUGUGCUCAUACAACGUCACCGUCGACGCGCACAGAUGUUCACCGCCGGCGAAGAGCAACGACUACCAGAAGAUCUACUCGGACUGGUGUCACGAGUUCGAGAAGUACAAAUCCGCGAUGAAGACUUGGGAGAGGAAGCAAGCACAAUGCGCAUCGCGACACAACGACAGCAACCAGAAUAGCCACCCGAAUGAGAUAAUGCAUCCCUUCGUCUGAUAGCUGAUGCAGCAUGGUCCAUUGGCAUUAACCUUCUUGGGAAUACCUCUGUAUUGGACUCGUGUGCUCUUCGUGUAAAUAUUACGAGUGCCCUCAACAACAACAACAAACAACAACAACAACAAAAUGAACUAGUUUCAUCCAAUAAUUUCUUAAAUUCAAACGAAUUUCCCUCCCCAAUUUAAUUAUUACCUUGAAAAUAAUUAAUCGCGCAACUAAAGUUAGAGACACAGUGAAAACAA